GUAUAGAUUCUGGAGAUAAAACAAAAGAAAACCCAGAAACAAACAUUGGAAAACUAAGCCCAAAAAAAAAAAAAAGGAUUGAAGUUAAUGGAAGGAUGGUCAAAUUUGAGAGAUGAGUCAGGUUUACGUGAAGUGAAAAUUAUUCAAGAUUGUGAAAGGAAAAAAGAGUCUGCUUCUGAUCAUGAUUUUAGUUUAGUGGAAUGUGGUUUUGAUGAAUGCAAGAAUAGGCUUAGGGGAUUGUUCAAUGACGUUCUUGUGAAUUUUCUCAGGGAAAGAAGUGUUAAUAAAUGUAUUAGGCCUUUACCUGUGUUGUGCGCCAAUGAUGAGCUUGUUGAUUUGUUUAAGCUUUUUUGGGUUGUCAGAAAAUUAGGUGGAUAUGAUUCCACUUCGAGGAAAAAUUUGUGGGGUUUUGUAGCUGAGGAAUGUGGGCUUGGUUUUGGGGCGGUUGCAUCCGUAAAAUUGAUUUAUGUUAAGUAUUUGAAUGAGCUUGAUCACUGGUUGUGGCAGGGAUAUUCAGAUAGUAUUGAGGAUAGAUUUGCUAAAAAUUUGGACGAGUUGGUAGACGAGUUGAGGAAAGGUAGUGCAGAUUUGAUGGAGGUACAGCGAAAAGUUGAAAAGGAAGAUGUAAAGCGUGUUAAAUCUAAGUUUGAUAAGUCUCGAAAUGCAACUGAUCGUAGUAAGAGAUCAGUACACUAUUCAUCCGGUGCAAACAUUAAUGAAGUGCAUGAUUCCAGUGAAGGAUGUGUUGACGGCGGUGAAAAAUUUUACCUUGACAGUGACAAUGAUUUGGUAUCAUCAGCCAAGCAAGUUAUUCAAAAAGUUAUAAAAGAAGUAAAUGGAUUUUCAAAAGAAAAAACUUGUGAUGACGACAAUAAAACCUGUUCCCAAAAUGAGAAUGAUGUCAGUCUGUCAGCUGAGAAGGUCAUUGAGAAAGCCAUCAUUAAUUUACAUGACAUUAAAGUGGACACUCCUGAGCAGGGUUUUGAUGUGCAAAGUAGUGGUAAUGUCAUGUUAUCAACCAGAAAUGCUGUUGACAAAGUUGUAGAUUCUCGGAAGAGGAAGCGAGAAUCUUCAUCAUUGUCAGCAAUGCUUAGCUGGGUGAAAAAUACAGCUAAACAUCCUGAUGAUCUUAGUAUUGGGAGAUUGCCUGAGUGCUCCAAGUGGAAACACCAUGGAAACCAGGAGCCAUGGUUUCUGGCUCUGUUGGCUCGUGAAGCACGACUAAUAAAAAGGGAUGCCAAUUUAAAAGUAGAAUCAUCUUUCCAGCAGAAAAAGUUGAGGAUGCAUCCUUCAAUGUAUGAAGAAGAUGUCCUUAAUCACCAAUCUGUCGAGAAAUCAAGAUGCAGUCAAAGGCUUCCUGUAGCCAAGUGUCAGUCGUGUUCCUGUUGCAAUUUACCCCCUCACUGUAAAGUUGCUGUGCCUCAAAAGACAGAACAGGGAUAUAGUGCCAAGGAAUCACUUCUUCUGAAUGUUGAAGAUUCAGACAGAAAUAAAAUAGAUCAUAUCUCCAUGGAUGACCCACCUGAAAGAGAAGUCUGUGUGGGUCCUGAGUUUCAAGCUGAAGUCCCUGAGUGGACUGGUGUGAUUGUUGAAAGUGAUCCCAAGUGGCUAGGCAAACAGAUGUGGCCUCCUGAAGAUGUUAAAGAUGAACCUGUUUUUGGAUUGGAUCGUAUUGGUAAGGGAAGACCAAAUGCAUGUGAUUGUCCAUUUCCAGGUAAUGUUGAGUGCAUUAGGUUCCACAUAGCAGAAAAGAGGCUGAAACUGAAGCGCGAACUUGGGUUGUUGUUCUAUAAAUGGAGAUUUGAUCACAUGGGUGAGGAGGUUUCACUUUCUUGGACAGCAGAACAUGAAAAGAAAUUCAAGGACAUGAUAAGGUUGAAUAGUGCAUCCACAAACAAGUUUUGGAGCAAUGCUUUCAGAAUUUUUCCUUCAACGACAAGGGAUAAGUUGGUUAGCUAUUACUUCAAUGUUUUCCUUGUUAGGCGCAGGAGUUACCAAAAUCGGGUGACCCCAAAGGAUGUCGACAGUGAUGAUGACGAAAGAGAAUGUGGGUUGAUAGGAGACAGUUUUGGUUAUAAAGCGAUUUAUGUUCCAGAGUCCAGACUACCAAUCUGCUUUGAGAAUAAGCAGUGUGCGGAAUUAGACUAAUGUACUGGGAAUUUUCUCU
Coffea eugenioides is the source of this 2167-nucleotide messenger RNA. Its product is annotated as AT-rich interactive domain-containing protein 2. The transcript has 2 exons. NCBI's taxonomy places the organism in Eukaryota, Viridiplantae, Streptophyta, Magnoliopsida, Gentianales, Rubiaceae. Bases 88 to 2148 code for a protein of 686 amino acids. The record is from RefSeq and is a predicted model, not a curated record. Gene Ontology annotation, molecular function: DNA binding.